Molecule: messenger RNA, 300 nt
Organism: Prunus armeniaca (apricot)
Lineage: Eukaryota; Viridiplantae; Streptophyta; Magnoliopsida; Rosales; Rosaceae
Source: the annotation of a GenBank genome assembly
AUGUCUUUAGUUAGGCCAGCGGAGCUCUCCGCCACAUCUUACAGAAACCCCAAACUCUACUCUCCAAAGGGCAGCAAUGACAGUUCCACCUUGUCCACUCAAACAUUUUCCUCUGAUAAGCAUAAGACUCUGUACGUGGCUGAUCCUUACCCCGCUGAGAGCUAUGAGUACUUCCUUGACUCCCCAGUGGAAGAAAUUGCAAAUCCAUCUAGCUCUGGCAUUUCUGGAAAUUCAACUAAUCCACGAGGUGACUCAUCUUACCAGCUCAGAGCUGGAUCAGUUUCCUCCUUGAACACUUAA